AUGGCAGCAGAAGCGAUUGCACGCUGCAGUGACAGGAUGGCAGGCAGCAGCGAGCAAUGGCAGCAGAAGCGGUUGCACGCCGCAGUGAAUGGAGUGGUGACGCUGCUCCCAGUGGUCCUGGAGAACGAGAAGGUGCAGGUCUUCCAGAGUGGGCUCAGUGCGGUGCUGGAUACGGAUUUUGGGCUCCGGGUGACCAGCUACUACAAACACACCUGCGGCCUCUGCGGCAACUACAACCUCAAGCCUGAGGAUGACGUCCCCCAGGGUGGCAGUGACCUCACCGCCGUGCUGGCCUGGGCUAAAGGCUGGAAAGUUCCAGACGAUGACGAUCCGUUUUGCUGGGAUUAUUGUGAAGGCACCUGCCCGGUGUGCGAGGAGGAGAAGAGGGAGCUGUAUGGCGGCAACCAGUACUGCGGCCUCAUCAAAAAAACCUUCCAGGGGCCCUUCCAGGCUUGCCACGACGUCGUCAAGCCCAAAGAUUUCUACCGCAACUGCCUCUAUGACGUGUGCAUGAGUCACGGGGCAAAGCAAAUCCUCUGCCAGGUGCUGGAGGCGUACGCAUCCACCUGCAAGAAGCACGGGGUCGUCGUGCGUGACUGGAGGACACCCUCAGGCUGCCCAUUACCCUGCCCCCAAAACAGCCACUACGAAGCCUGUGGCAACGCCUGCCCAGCCACGUGCGCCAACCGAGACGCGCCUACCAAUUGCAUCCAACCCUGUGUAGAGACAUGCGCCUGCAACGAGGGCUACGUCCUCAGUGGUGGCCAGUGUGUGGCCAUGGCCAGCUGCGGCUGCACCCGUGACGGCCGCUACUACCGCCCUGGUGAAGAGUUUUGGGGUGAUGAGUCCUGCCAUUCUUGGUGCAAGUGUGACCCAGAUUUGGGCAUGGUGGUGUGCAAGGAAACCAGGUGCAAGGCAGACGAGACGUGCACCAUGGUGAAUGGUGUGCGGCGGUGUGUGGCCAAGACCCGCUCGAUCUGUGUGGCCACCGGUGACCCCCAUUACACCACCUUCGAUGGUCGGCGCUAUGAUUUCAUGGGCACCUGCAUCUACCAGUUGGCUGCCCUCUGCUCUGAUGACCCCACCCUUGUCCCCUUCACUGUCACUGUACAAAACAACAACCGGGGCAGCCACGUGGUCUCCUUCACCAAGGAGGUCACCUUAAACGUCUACAACAUGACCCUCAGCCUCAGCCAGAUGCACCCCCAGAAGCUCCAGGUCAACGGGAUCCUGGUGGACCUGCCCUUCAGCCAUGGCAAUAAGCUCCAUGCCUACCUCAGAGGCGUCCACGGCUUCAUCAAGACCGACUUUGAUGUCAUCGUCACCUUCGACUGGUACAGCUACACCAGGGUCAUCCUCCCCAGCACCUACUCUCAGGCUGUCUGUGGCCUCUGCGGCAACGCCAAUGGUGACCCCCAGGAUGACUUCGUGUUGCCCAGCGGGCAGCUGGCUGCUGACGAAAUCCAAUUUGCCGACUCCUGGAAAGUGGCCGACGUCCCCGGUUGCCAGGCCGGUUGCACCGAGAAUUGCGAAGUUUGCACCGAAGCGCAGAAACGCACCUACCAGGGUGACAAACACUGCGGGAUCCUGAUAAAGAAGUGGGGACCCUUAGCUGCCUGCCAUGACACCAUCAACCCAGCCCCCUACUUCAAUGAUUGUCUCUUUGACGCUUGCAUCUACAAGGGGCAUCAGGACAUUGUCUGCCAGGCCAUCAGUGCCUACGUCACCACCUGCCAGAGCCAGGGCAUCCGCAUCAAGCAGUGGCGCACUGCCAUCUUCUGCAGUCCCAUCUGCCCCCCGAACCAGCACUACGAGCUCUGCGGCCCCCCCCUGCCCUGCCACCUGCCGCGGGCAGCGAGAGGCGGAGGAAUGCGACGACCCCCCACCAUUGCAUCCGAAGGCUGCUUCUGCGACGAGGGCUCCUUCCUCAGUGGUGACACCUGCGUCACCUUGCCCCACUGCGGCUGCUUGCACCAGGGGCGCUACUUACAAGGCGGUUUCGCCGGCACCUGCACCUACACACUGGCGGCCGUUGAGGCUGCCGGCCCCAGCGACACACUGAUGCCCUUCAAGGUGGAGGUAGAGAAGGAGAGCGGCCAGGGGGCACCCGUCAUCCGCCAGCUGCUGGUCACCGUGCUUGGUGUCACCGUGGGCAUGGCCAGGGGCACCUCGUGGGAGGUGACGGUGGACGGCGAGCAGCACCUUCUGCCGCUGACGCUGGCCGAGGGCGCCAUGACGGUGUCCCAGGAGGGUGCCCACCGGGUGCUGCGGGUGCGCGACGGCCUCAAGCUCCUCUACAACGGUGAUGCCUAUGCACUGCUCACCCUCCCCGAUGCCUACCGCCAGCGCACCACUGGCCUCUGCGGCGACUUCAACAGCGAUGCCAGCGAUGACCUCAGCGCCCCCCAAGAGCUGGGGGAGCCAACGGGACCCUUUGCUGGGUGCCACGCGGUGGUGACACCACAGGAGUACCUGGAGGGCUGCAAGCAGGAGCAGUGCACACAAGGCACCAAGGCGCUGUGCCACAGCCUGCAGGCCCUACGCCGCUGCUUGCCAGGCCGCCGGCGGGCAGCUGCAAGAGUGGCGGGAGGCUGCCAACUGCCCUGUGACCAUGCCUGCGCCAGCGUCUUGGGCGGCGCCCCAUGCACCACCAAGUGCUUCGAGGGCUGCCAGUGUGACAGCGGCUUCCUCUUCAACGGCAACGAGUGUGUCGUGCCCGAGGGCCUGUGGCUGCAUGCACCAUGGCCGCUACUUCAAGAUUUUGCCAUCUUUGCACGGGGACACCGGUCGCAGACGCUGUCCCCUGCCUGUCUCGCCUCACAGAUCACCCAGACCGUCCUCUCCCCCGACUGCAGCAAGCGCUGCAGGUGCCAGGCGGCAGGUGGCAUGCAGUGCCAGGAGGCCGGUUGCCCCUUCGGCAAAGUCUGUGGCAUGAGGAACGGUGUCCGCACCUGCGUGGAGCAACUGGGACGUUGCCUUUUGGCCCCCGCCACCCACUUCGUCUCCUUCGAUGGAGCCACCGGCACCACCGUGGCCACCGGCAUCUAUGUGGCGUCCACCUUGUGUGACCCUCACGACGCCGCUUGGUUCCGGCUCUUGGCAGAUGUUGGGGAGAAGGGGGAGCGGCCAGCUGUGGCGGCCCUGCAUCUCUUCAGCUCCAAGGCCUUCGUCACCAUCAAGAGGGACCAGAAGGUCUGGGGCACUUCGCCCCAUCCUUACGAUGGUGGGACUUCACCCCAUGUUGGGUUCCACCACCCUGGAGAAGGACAGUGGUGGAGAAAUGACCCAGGUCCUGGCAGUUUCAUCCUGAUUUAUAUUUUAUUUUGA
Molecule: messenger RNA, 3327 nt
Organism: Falco peregrinus (peregrine falcon)
Lineage: Eukaryota; Metazoa; Chordata; Aves; Falconiformes; Falconidae
Product: IgGFc-binding protein-like
Exons: 12
Coding region: 1-3327 (1108 amino acids)
Source: RefSeq, a predicted model, not a curated record